AUCCCAGAUAAAGUACUAGGAGUAUCCUCCGACGCGACGCCGCGAGAAAUCCGCAUCGCAUACAAGAGAGAAUCCCUGAAAUCGCAUCCCGACCGCGUACCCGAGGGCUCUCCAGAACGACCAGCCCGAACACGCAAGUUCCAGGAAAUCAACGAUGCCUACUACGUCCUCUCAGACGAAACCCGUCGCCAAGAAUACGACUCCAGGCGCAGAGAAGAAAAAGAAGAAGGGCCCCGAGCCGAUGGCGGAUUUUCAUGGUCGUCCUUUGGGUUCGGGUCCGCUGAUCGCGAGGAACGGGCAUCCGAGCAGUUCGGGUCGGUGUUCGAGGAGAUGUUAAGAGAGGAAGGGCUCGCUGAUGAGGCGAACACCGCACGACAGACGUCCCGGUUAUGGUCGAUUGUUGGUGGGAUUAGUGGUGGGGCUCUUGGAUUUAUCGUGGCGAAUGCUCCUGGUGCGUUGGCUGGGGCGGUUGCGGGGAAUCGACUGGGCGCUGUUCGAGAUGCAAGAGGGAAAAGUGUCUAUGAUGUUUUCUUGGAGCUUCCGGCUAAUGACCGGGCAAGGUUACUCAGUGAGUUGGCGGCUAAAGUGUUUCAGCAUACAAUGGGGCGCGCCAUGGCUACCGUCGAAGGAUUGUAUCCCGCUCUGGAGAACCGUCCCUUGAAGGACACAAUUUGUCUCUUCGAUGUUGAUAAUACUUUGACACCAGCAAGGAGGUCCGCCUCCCCAGAGAUGCUCCAACUCCUCUCCGCAUUACGCCAGAAGUGUGCCGUUGGAUACGUGGGUGGCUCCGACUUUUCCAAGCAGCAAGAACAACUUGGUUCCGCGUCCGUGAACGUGACUUCGCUCUUUGACUUUUGCUUUGCUGAAAAUGGUUUGACGGCGUACCGUUUGGGGAAGCCCCUUACCGGAAACAGCUUUAUCCAAUGGAUUGGAGAGGAGAAAUACCAGAAGUUGGUGAACUUCUGCCUCAUCCAUAUUGCAAACCUGAAUAUCCCCAAGAAGCGCGGAACCUUCGUUGAGUUCCGUAAUGGAAUGAUCAACGUCAGCCCAAUUGGAAGGAACGCCAGUGUCGAGGAGAGGGAUGAGUUCCAAGAAUACGACAAAGUACAUAAGGUCAGGGAGACCCUUGUGAACGCCCUUAAGAAGGAAUUCCCCGACUACGGUCUCACCUACUCUAUCGGUGGUCAAAUCUCCUUUGAUGUGUUCCCUACCGGCUGGGACAAGACAUAUUGCUUGAGACACGUUGAGGCUGAGAAGGGGAUCUCUGGUGUCGAAUAUAAGAAUAUUUACUUCUUCGGAGACAAGGCUUUCCCCGGAGGCAACGAUUGGGAAAUCUACGACGACUCCAGGACAAUCGGCCAUGCGGUUAAGGACCCCGAGGAUACCAUGCAGAAGCUCAAGGAAAUUUUCCAGCUAUAG
Aspergillus ochraceoroseus IBT 24754 is the source of this 1419-nucleotide messenger RNA. RefSeq names its product phosphomannomutase SEC53 (gene sec53). Lineage: Eukaryota; Fungi; Ascomycota; Eurotiomycetes; Eurotiales; Aspergillaceae. The record is from RefSeq and is a predicted model, not a curated record. The annotation marks the transcript as partial. Gene Ontology annotation, molecular function: phosphomannomutase activity. Gene Ontology annotation, cellular component: cytosol. Gene Ontology annotation, biological process: GDP-mannose biosynthetic process; mannose metabolic process; protein N-linked glycosylation. The transcript is spliced from 7 exons.